CAAACCAUAGAGUACCGGAAAAAGCGUGAGCAGAAGGGUUGGGAAAGGAAAGCUACGUUGGUGUCUUUCGUGCUAAAAUGACGACCUUAGUACUGGAUAACGGAGCCUACAAUGCAAAAAUUGGUUACAGCCAUGAAAAUGUCUCAGUAAUUCCUAACUGUCAGUUCAGAUCAAAAACAGCACGCCUCAAAACUUUUACUGCUAACCAGAUAGAUGAAAUAAAGGACCCUUCUGGACUCUUUUAUAUCCUUCCUUUUCAGAAGGGCUACUUGGUGAAUUGGGAUGUACAAAGACAAGUUUGGGAUUACCUUUUUGGAAAAGAAAUGUAUCAGGUUGAUUUUUUAGACACUAAUAUUAUUAUCACAGAACCGUAUUUUAACUUCACUUCAAUUCAAGAAUCAAUGAAUGAAAUCUUAUUUGAAGAAUACCAGUUCCAAGCAGUAUUAAGAGUAAAUGCUGGGGCUCUCAGUGCACAUAGGUAUUUCCGAGAUAAUCCUUCUGAAUUAUGCUGUAUCAUUGUAGAUAGUGGAUAUUCCUUUACACAUAUAGUUCCUUAUUGUAGAAGUAAAAAGAAAAAAGAAGCAAUUAUUCGAAUAAAUGUGGGAGGAAAACUCCUAACCAAUCAUCUAAAGGAGAUCAUAUCUUACAGGCAAUUACAUGUUAUGGAUGAAACACAUGUGAUUAAUCAAGUGAAAGAAGAUGUGUGCUAUGUGUCUCAGGAUUUUUAUAGAGACAUGGAUAUUGCCAAGUUGAAAGGAGAAGAAAAUACAGUCAUGAUAGACUAUGUUUUGCCUGACUUUAGUACAAUUAAAAAGGGCUUCUGUAAGCCAAGGGAAGAAAUGGUGUUAAGUGGAAAAUACAAAUCUGGGGAACAAAUUCUUCGUCUGGCCAAUGAGAGAUUUGCUGUUCCAGAAAUACUCUUUAAUCCUUCCGAUAUAGGCAUUCAAGAAAUGGGAAUUCCAGAAGCUAUUGUCUAUUCAAUUCAGAACUUACCUGAAGAAAUGCAGCCGCAUUUUUUUAAGAACAUUGUUUUGACAGGAGGAAAUACUCUUUUCCCAGGAUUUAGGGAUCGGGUUUACUCCGAAGUUCGAUGUCUCACUCCAACAGAUUAUGAUGUUUCUGUUGUGCUGCCUGAAAACCCUAUUACUUAUGCCUGGGAAGGUGGAAAAUUGAUAUCAGAGAAUGACGAUUUUGAAGAUAUGGUGGUAACAAGAGAAGAUUAUGAAGAAAAUGGACAUAGCGUCUGCGAAGAGAAAUUUGACAUUUAAGAAAUGUUUCUGAAGGUUUUUGACUGAUUGUGACAAAGGCUUAAUUUCAGUGUUCUAAAGAAAGUUAAGGAACCUGUGUUACCUUUCAUCUUAAAGUCUUGAACUUAUGUAAAUAGUUUGAUCCAUAUCUAAUUUUCAAUGGAUUCUGAGUUAAGUAAACUGUAACUCAGCCCAGAUUUUCCUUUAGGAACUAGACUUACUAUAACAAUGCUUAGGCUUUUUCUGAGAGUAAGUUAUCUUUCAUUAGCAGAUGAAAGAGUGAGCACAUUUUAAGUUUAAUUCUUCAUAGCUAAAAGCACCCAACUUAAGUGUUUCACUGGUCAGUUUUCAUUAGAAGGUAGUUUUGUGUGACUGAGUAGGAAUUGGUCACAGUGUUUUCAGGCUGAUGGGAGUCUCUCUUUUAGAAUUAAGUGUUUUAUUUUAAAAUUGUCGUCUUUAUUUAUAUCUGCUAAAGUUGGAAAAACUAAUCUGUGUGCGUUUAAUGUUUAUCUUCUACUUAGUAUAAGUUUAAAAGGAUGGCGAUUAAAGCCAACUUUAUUAAAGUGUUUUUGGUCACUA
This is a messenger RNA of Phacochoerus africanus (Common warthog), 1826 nucleotides long. RefSeq names its product actin related protein 6 (gene ACTR6). NCBI's taxonomy places the organism in Eukaryota, Metazoa, Chordata, Mammalia, Artiodactyla, Suidae. The record is from RefSeq and is a predicted model, not a curated record. Gene Ontology annotation, cellular component: Swr1 complex. Gene Ontology annotation, molecular function: nucleosome binding. The transcript is spliced from 11 exons. Bases 78 to 1268 code for a protein of 396 amino acids.